Molecule: messenger RNA, 1650 nt
Organism: Dendronephthya gigantea
Lineage: Eukaryota; Metazoa; Cnidaria; Anthozoa; Malacalcyonacea; Nephtheidae
Product: octopamine receptor-like
Exons: 1
Coding region: 1-1650 (549 amino acids)
Biological process (GO): adenylate cyclase-activating adrenergic receptor signaling pathway
Cellular component (GO): membrane
Molecular function (GO): G protein-coupled receptor activity
Source: RefSeq, a predicted model, not a curated record
AUGUCGAAUGGGACGGAAAGCGAAAAUGAUAUCUGGAUUACACCAAAAUGUUUCACAGAAGAGAGAGUUUAUUAUUCCCUUUUAAUCGUCAUUAGUUUCUUCAUUGUCUGCAUCAAUAUCGACGUCAUCUAUACCAUGGCAACGAAUAAAAGCCUUCAAACAAAACGAAAUGCGUUUUUAUUAAGUCUCAGUGUUUCAGACCUUUUGACUGGCUUGGUGUCUAUACCACUACAUAUAACAUCAAACUGUCGUCAGCCUCCUUCUGAGGUGUUGAUUUUAGCUCAAGCUAUUUGUUUCCGAUUCAUAGCUAUAUCCACCAUGUUGAACAUACUUAUGAUCACGAUAGAGAGGUACUUUGGUAUAUUAUAUCCAAUAAGGUACCAGUUUAUCCUCACCAAAGCUCGCACGUCCAUUCUAAUCACCUGUACUUGGGCUACUUCUAUUUCGUCAGCUCUCGUGUCGUACUCGUGGCUCGGCUCGGUCAGCGCCGGUGAGGAUGAAAUCCCGAUGAGAGAAAGACAAUUUGAAAAGGGUUAUUUCAUAUUCUCUUUCCUCGCGUUCUUUCUACUACCUUUGAUCAUCAUGACCGUGUUGUACAUCAGGAUGUUUCGCGCCAUUUCCAAAGCUCGGAAGUUGGCAUCAAAAUCUCAAAAGUAUUCAAGGACUUGCGAUCGUUCCCAUUCCACAAUCCCGCGCAGUCCUGUGGAAAUCCGACUUACAAGACCACGGAGUGUCACCGUUGGUUGUUACGGAGACCAACACCACAGAAGCUUGGAUCAUAGCCCUACUAUGGCACAGGAUCGUGAACGUCGUGGUGACAAUCUCAUUGUAAAUGGCAAGUUCAGAUCCCGUUCCUUCUCCCCGGGUCUGAUGGAAUCUAUGGUAUCACAUAACGAAUCAAAUGGUCAAAUCAAUGUCACAGUGUCCCCUCCUCAGUCUCCCACUUGGCUUCUCACGACCGAGAAACACCGCCACAAGAACGAUCAAAUUCAAUAUCUCGAAGCGAAAACUGCAAAUGAGGAAAGGCAGACUCAGUCGCCUUAUCUGAGUUUACCUCUGAACGAGGCGACUCGCUACGCUACGCAUCAUGGUUCAUAUGACCGUUUUCUCAGUUCAAGCCAUCGUUUCAAGUCGACGAAUUCUUUAUCGACCUCAACGCAUUCUCUUGAUAACAUGAGAGGCACCAACUCAAAGCCUUUGGAGAAAUACCUGAGUGAUAGUGUCAUUGCAUCGAGAGAGAAGGUGGAGAAGUCUUCACUCGCUAUGCGGCUCUCCGAUGCGUGCGAGAUUGCGGCAUCUAAACUGCGCAUGUUCAGGCAAGGAAGCAACGAGGACCGUUGGGGACAGGCAAAGAUCAAGCGAGAGCAUCGUGUACUUAUAGUAUUCGUUACUAUGCUUUCAAUGUUCGUAUUGGGCUGGAUAUCGUGGUACAUUAUGGUACUGGACUUUACUUAUAGUAUUUACAUCCCUACAGUUGUUUUAGAUUGUUUGGACAUUCUGAGAUUCUCCAUAUCCUUUCUCAAUCCGAUCUUGUACACCUUCUUCAAAAAAGAUUUUCGAGUUGCCUUCAAGAAAAGCCUGCGGCGAUUCAGUUCGAAUUCAGAUCAGCAGAAAUCCAAAUCUGAUUUCAGAGAAAAGAAUAAACGAUAG